Messenger RNA from Conger conger (European conger), 1447 nucleotides. RefSeq names its product coactivator-associated arginine methyltransferase 1, like (gene carm1l). Gene Ontology annotation, molecular function: protein-arginine N-methyltransferase activity. The coding region runs from base 83 to 1447 and encodes 454 amino acids. The record is from RefSeq and is a predicted model, not a curated record. Gene Ontology annotation, biological process: peptidyl-arginine methylation. NCBI's taxonomy places the organism in Eukaryota, Metazoa, Chordata, Actinopteri, Anguilliformes, Congridae. The transcript has 12 exons.
AUAUGCAAGUAGAUGCGAGCAAAACUAUGCACUGACAAACCAGUUGCCCAUCGGUCGUGGGGCUGCAAAAGCCAAUGGGACUAUGGACGUGAAUACCGAACGGGACUGUUUUCCUAUCAACCUACUUUUCCUCAACGACGAUCUGUCAAACGGUGAAAUCCGCCUCUCUAAACAAAACCAGAAAUAUGACCUCACUUUACAGGUGAGCGGAGAGGUUGGGGAAACCGAAUUGACCGUAAAAGACAGCGAUGGGGUGUGUGUGUCAAAGUUUUCUGUCGGCGGGGAGACAGAAUGCUGCAAGGUUGGCACGCAGUCGUUUCUCGUCACCCCGGGCUACUUCAGUGUUCUACUGCAUUUCAGGACACAGAUCGAUUUCCAAACAUUCCAGAAUCUGCUCAAAAGAGGAAUCGGCCAUAAAAUGUCAGCUUUUAACCAGCGGACAGACGAUUCUUCUGCUCUUCAGUAUUUCCAGUUUUAUGGAUGUCUGUCACAGCAGCAGAACAUGCUACAAGAUUACUUGAGGACUGGCACAUACCAAAAGGCCAUCCUGAUGAACGAGGUCGACUUCAAAGGCAAGACGGUUUUAGAUGUUGGCUGUGGAUCGGGGAUCCUCUCCUUCUUCGCGGUCCAGGCAGGAGCAAAGAAGGUGUACGCUGUGGAGGCCAGCUCUGCAGCCAAAUACGCUCAGAUACUUGUCCAGAGCAACAACCUCUGCGACAAAAUCACAGUGGUGGUUGGCAAGAUUGAAGAAGUAUCUUUUCCGGAGGAUGUGGACGUUAUCAUUUCCGAGCCCAUCGGAUACAUGCUGCUGAACGAGCGAAUGCUAGAGAGCUACCUCCAUUCACGGAAGUGGCUGAAGCCCAACGGAAAGAUGUUUCCCACCUCCAGUGACAUCCACUUGGCCCCGUUCACAGACGAGCUGUUGUACAUGGAACACUACGCUCGCUCCAGCUUCUGGCAUCAGACCUGCUUCCAUGGGAUCAACCUCAGCAGCCUCCACAGUGCUUCUUCUGAUGAGUUCUUCAAGCAGCCCAUUGUGGAUACUUUUGAUAUGCAGAUUCUCAUGGCAAAAUCUGUCAAAUACAGCAUUAAUUUCCUUGAGGCUAAAGAGGAGGACCUGCACAAGAUGGAGAUUCCCUUCGUCUUCCACCUCCUCCAGUCCGGGCUGAUCCAUGGGUUGGCAAUCUGGUUCGAUGUGGCAUUUGUAGGUUCCAGGUUGACAGUGUGGCUAUCGACGUCACCGAGCGAACCCCUGACCCACUGGUAUCAGGUCCGAUGCCUGCUUCAGACCCCCCUGUUCGCCAAAGUGGGUCAAACGCUGUCCGGGAAGGUCCUGCUCGUGGCCAAUAGGAGGCAGAGCUACGAUAUUCACAUCACGGCCGUGGUAGACCAGUCCGGCUUCAAGUCUGGCAACAGCCUGGACCUAAAAAAUCCCUUCUUCAGGUGA